AAUCGGUGGGCUCUUAGGACAUUGUCCAGUCUACGAACUUUUAUCAGAGCUCUCAGUAGUGUCGGGAAUUUCAACCAAACAACUCGAGACUGUCAAUAAACAUAUGUAAAUUAAAAAAAAAAAAAAAAAAAAAAAAAAGUUAUAAAAAUUCCCCUACAAAUUAGAUAAUAGACAGGAUUGGUCACCUGAUUAAUCGCGUACAAAGUCGAGACAGAAGACUUCUGAAUGGACAAUAUAUAAAUUGAAAGACCUUGAGCCGAUUGUGACAAGUCACGCUACACAUUGUAUAUUAACUCACCCCCCCCUCCUCUUUCUUUAUUCACCAAUCACGAUCGAUCUGGUCCUAUAGAUAAAUUUUCAAGGAUAAAAAAAAUUCUAGAGACAUAAAUACCUAUUCGCAAUAUACAUAAUUACAAACCAAAUCAAAUUAUGACACUCGAUAUAAUAAUUGAAACGAGAUUUGAUCAAUAAUUAAUAAAAGAAGGAAAAAAAAAUUUUUUUUCAACAUAAACGUAAUGCCAGCGAGAAUUUCCAUUUUACCAUCAUCUGCAAUGGAAAAUGGAUUUCAUGAUAAAUUAAUGGAAACAAAUAAUUCAUCACCAGCAUUUAGAAUAUUACAAAAAGACAAUCUUGAAUCUUCCCUGCCAAUACUCCAGCUGGAUCUGGAUGAUGAUGAUGAUGAUUAUCAUCAUAAUAAUAAUGAUGAUGAUGAUAACGUGAAUUUUGAGAGAGCUUCCGCAAGGACAAUGACCUUGAGCCAAAAUAACAAGAAUAACUUCCAGACACGCAGACGAAUCAGCAAGUCAAAUGAUCAUUUAGUGUUGGCAAGUUUGCAAAGUCAUCAAACAAAUCCAUUGAGAAUACGACAACAGAGCAAGAGUCAUGGUAAUCUUCAAAAUGAUGACAAUAUUGAACCAAGAAAAUCAUCAAUGAUUCUUUCAACUGAGGAUUUUAAUGAGGUGCUCAAUGCAAAAUUAAGAAGAAUACAGGAACAAGAGGAGGGUGAAUUAAGCAAAAGAAGUUCAAGAAGAACUCAGUCCUCCGAUCAGGUGAUACAUCCAAAACCAUUUUUCACAACUGUUAAGACUGGAGAAUUUUUAAUGCCACCGCCAGAAGUUGCUGCCUUACUUGGAAUUACGCCACAUAUUGUCUAUGGAAAUCCAUUUCCCGAGAUAAACGAUGAGACUGAUUUUUUUCAUCGAACACGAUUUCGACAUCUUGCGUCGAUUAAUAAAAAACCGGAAGUACGACACAGUAGUCAUAAUGCACGAUGUCAGGCAGCACUAAAGGCAACUGAGGAUUUUUAUUAUCUUCCAAUGAAUGCAUCAUCGAUAACAACAGCAUCAUCGAUGGACGAACGUUCGAAACGAAUGAGACAAAACAAUUUUUUCAAUUCCAGAUUCCCCCAGACGCCACGAGCGUUACCCAAACACUUGGAACCAAUUGAGGGCACCAUGAAAAUGCUUCCAAUACGCGGUGAUCAUUCUGUUCCUUUUGGGAACAUUAUGUUCGAUCGACGAGUGGCGCGUGGUAGUAAUUUCGCUUCCGCCCCUGGUGACCUUGAUGGCGAAUCGCAAGCGAUGAGACACGCGGAAACAAGAAAACGUGAAAUGGCAAGAAGAAAAGUACGUUCACAGGCGUCAAAAGCAAUGUUAAUGCGAAUUGGUUCACCGCCUCCUGUACCGGGUAGAAAACACGAACCAGUACAAACCGAUCACUAUCUCGAAGAACUUUUUGAAAAACCCGAUGAACUUGAGGCAGGGACACAAACGGAUCAUUUUGUCGAUCGACCGGCAACACCUCUUUUUUGUCCGAAAAAAAUUGGACAAGACGCUAGCACGCAAAUUGAAGCCGGUGAACUCUUUGACUACGAUAUCGAGGUUCAACCAAUUCUGGAGGUUCUAGUUGGUAAAACAAUUGAGCAGGCAUUGUUGGAAGUUUUGGAGGAGGAAGAAAUUGCGGCAUUAAAAGAACAACAGAGAAGGUUUUCGGAACUUCGCGCCGCUGAAAAAGCCGAGGCACAAAGAUUGGAGGAACAAGACAAACGUAUACGCGAAGAAAAGGAUCGUCGUGUGAAAGAACACGAGGAUGCAUUGAAAGUGCAACAAGAAACUGAGGAUAGAGUUGCAGCUUCGGUUUUGCUCACUGGAUAUAUAGCGGAAUUACUUCCGGCAGUUCUUGAAGGUCUAAAAAUGUCCGGAGUUCUUUUAGACGAAAUUAAGGCUGAUGUGGAGGAAGGUUUUAUGCCGUGGUUAAUGAAAGAAGUCAAACAGGAAGUUGGUUCAAUGAUCGAAAGCAGGGAAUUAUUAGUCGAAAUUAUUAAGGAGAUUUUGGAAAAUCGGGCAGAAACUUAUAGGCGACUUGGGGAAGAAUAUGAUGCUGCGAGGGAAGCAAGAAAAUUAAUUAUUGAAAAUGAUGAAAAUCAGGAAAAUAUUUCUAGUAAUCAUUCGCAAGAAUCCGUUACCACAAAUUCGGAUGGAAAUUAGCAAAAAGAUUCAAUUGCGUAAGAACAUUAACUGGAUUGUGAUUUAAAUAAUAAUCACAAACUAAUUUACGUCCACUCUAUACUAUAUAUAAAAUCUAAAUGAUCAUCGAAAAAAAAAAUUAAAACGACUGUGUGCAAUAAAUUUCUUGUUGAAAAAAAGGCUGUUUUUAAUUUGUUGAUUUUGAAAAUGUGUUUGUUUCAUGCAGUGAAUAAAGAAUUAAGAAUUUUAA
Messenger RNA from Leptopilina boulardi, 2715 nucleotides. RefSeq names its product radial spoke head protein 3 homolog B (gene Rsph3). The coding region runs from base 516 to 2486 and encodes 656 amino acids. Lineage: Eukaryota; Metazoa; Arthropoda; Insecta; Hymenoptera; Figitidae. Gene Ontology annotation, cellular component: cilium. The record is from RefSeq and is a predicted model, not a curated record. The transcript is spliced from 12 exons.